This is a messenger RNA of Colletotrichum acutatum, 663 nucleotides long. RefSeq names its product glutathione-dependent formaldehyde-activating enzyme. The transcript has 3 exons. NCBI's taxonomy places the organism in Eukaryota, Fungi, Ascomycota, Sordariomycetes, Glomerellales, Glomerellaceae. Gene Ontology annotation, molecular function: carbon-sulfur lyase activity. The coding region runs from base 101 to 511 and encodes 136 amino acids. The record is from RefSeq and is a predicted model, not a curated record.
GCACUGCACUGUCUUUCAACGACUUCGAAAUUGUUGUUGUUCUCGAAGAAUUCCAACCCUUUUCAAACGUACCUCUCCGACUUUGAUUCACAUAUCCAAAAUGCCUCUUACGGGACACUGCCUCUGCAAGGCCGUCACCUACAAGGUGGACGUCGAUGCCCCUCUCAUUACGGGCUACGACCACUGCGACGAUUGCCAGCGCCAGAGUGGCUCAACAUACUCCCUCGUCGCCGUUGUCCCCAAGGAUAAGCUUACCAUCAACGGCCCUACAAAGAGCUGGGCAGGCAAGGGCUCAUCAGGCAAGGAUGUUCACCGCAUCUUCUGCUCCGAGUGUGGCUCGCCAAUUGCUCACGACCCCGAUGCGGCCCCAGAGAUCAUCGCUCUCAAGGCUGGUACCCUCGAUACUGAGAUUAAGAAGAACCUGAAGCCGGACACCGAGAUUUGGACCGUCGGCAAGCUGCCUUUCUGCCAGGAGAACUUGGCAAAGCCCUUCAAGCACAUGCCCGAGUAAAUUCAGGCGCACGGAAAAUCGAAUGGAGUUGAGAUGCACGUAAGAUGGGAUAUACCCCUAGGUCCUUGGAUGAAGGGUCUGGGACCCAAAUUAUAUGCUGUGCGUUGAAGGGAACAAGAGUAGCACGGAUGAGUUGGAUGUGGGAAAUUUGU